Macadamia integrifolia is the source of this 12862-nucleotide messenger RNA. RefSeq lists its product as uncharacterized. Lineage: Eukaryota; Viridiplantae; Streptophyta; Magnoliopsida; Proteales; Proteaceae. The transcript is spliced from 59 exons. Bases 182 to 12460 code for a protein of 4092 amino acids. The record is from RefSeq and is a predicted model, not a curated record.
CACCUUGGCUAUUGUGAAUCCACCUGUUGGAAAUUCAUGGUUGGGUUCUCUAAUUGCUACCAUAAUUGGAAAUCUCAAGAUUUCCAUUAGUAAUGUUCAUAUUAGAUAUGAGGAUUCUGUCAGCAAUCCUGGACAUCCGUUUUCUUCAGGAAUUACUUUAGCAAAGCUUGCUGCUGUUACGAUGGAUGAACAGGGUAAUGAAACCUUUGAUGCCAGUGGUGCAUUGGAUAAAUUGCGAAAGUCUUUGCAACUUGAGAGGUUAGCUGUUUAUCAUGACUCUGACAACCCUCCCUGGACGAUAAAGAAAAGAUGGGAAGAUCUUAGUCCGAACGAAUGGAUUGAGAUAUUUGGAGAUGGCAUUAAUGGACCUUCAUCUGAUCAUGGAGUGGUUUCUGUUUGGGCUUGGAAUCGCAAAUACUUGGUCUCACCUAUCAAUGGAGUUCUCAAAUAUCAUCGUCUCGGAAAACAAGAAAGAGAGGAACCAGAAAUUCCUUUGGAGAAGGCAUCCCUUGUUGUCAGCGAUGUUUCUUUAACGAUUACAGAGCCCCAGUAUCAUGAUGUUAUAAAACUUAUGGAAGUUAUCUCGAGAUAUAAGACACAUGUUGAUGUUUCUCACUUAAGACCCAUUGUGUUGGUUUUGGAGGAUCCUCAUCUUUGGUGGCUUUAUGCUGCUCGGGCCAGUCUACAGCAAAAGAAAAUGUGCUAUCGAUUCUCAUGGGACAGAAUUCGGCAUCUUUGUCAACUUCGUCGCCGUUAUAUUCAACUCUAUGCUGCUUCAUUGCAACAGCUUUCAACCAUUGAUAACUCUGAAAUGAGGGGUAUAGAGAAAGAUCUGGAUUCUAAAGUAAUCCUGUUAUGGAGGUUACUUGCACAUGCUAAGGUUGAAUCUGUAAGAUCAAAGGAGGCAGCGCAACGAAGGAGUCAAAUGAAGAGAAGCUGGUUUUCUUUUAGAUGGGGUACUACCUCUGAAGAUACCUCUGAUGCAAGUUCUCCAGAGGGAUCACAGUUGGAGGAAAGACUUACUAAAGAAGAAUGGCAGGCAAUUAAUAAAUUAUUGAGUUACCAACCUGAUGAGGAGUUGAAUUUUCAUUCAGGAAAGGAUUUGCAGAAUAUCAUACGGUUCUUGGUGAAUGUCUCUAUCAGUCAGGCAGCUGCAAGGAUCAUUGAUAUCAAUCAAACAGAGAUUAUUUGUGGUAGAUUUGAAGAACUUCGUGCCACCACGAAGCUUUAUGGUCGGAGCACCCAUUGUGAUGUGUCAUUGAGAUUCUAUGGCUUAUCUGCUCCUGAAGGUUCACUUGCACAGAGUUUUAGCAGUGAGAAGAAGGUGAAUGCUUUAGCUGCAAGUUUUGUGCAUUCACCAGUUGGGGAGAAUGUAGACUGGCGUCUUUCGGCAACAAUUGCUCCAUGCCAUGUUACGGUUUUGAUGGAAAGUUGUGACCGGUUUUUAGAGUUUCUGAAGAGAAGUAGUGCAGUUAGCCCUACUGUUGCUUUGGAGACUGCAACUGCUUUACAGAUAAAACUAGAGAAAGUGACUCGUAGAGCUCAAGAGCAGUUUCAAAUGGUUUUUGAAGAACAAAGCAGAUUUGCGCUUGAUAUUGAUUUUGAUGCUCCCAAAGUUAGAGUUCCUCUGCGAACACAUUCAUCUACUGAAUGUGAUGGUCAUUUUCUUCUGGAUUUUGGUCAUUUCACAGUGCACACCAAAGAUGGUCAGUGUGAUGAACAGAGGCAGAGCCUGUAUUCUCGUUUUUAUAUAUCUGGGCGAGAUAUCUCUGCUUUCUUCAUGGAUUGUGAUUCAGACCAUGGGAACUGCACCCUGGUCACCUCAACUUUUGAUAGUCAACCUUCUGUAUCACCUACCUCUGAAGAUGUUGAUCAUUUCCUUCCUCUUGUGGAUAGGUGUGGGAUGGCUGUGAUUGUUGAUCAAAUCAAAAUACCUCAUCCGUGUUACCCCUCAACACGGGUUUUCAUUCAAGUGCCGAAUCUUGGCAUUCACUUUUCACCAGCUAGGUAUUGCCGAAUUCUGGAUUUAUUAAAUAUAAUAUAUAGUACAGUGGAAAAAAGUGGGAGUGCCAGUGAAAAUUUCCAAAUUGGUCUAGCGCCUUGGAAUCCUGCAGAUCUUGCUGCUGAGGCUAGGAUUCUAGUUUGGAGGGGAAUUGGUAAUUCUGUUGCUGAGUGGCAGCCUUGUUUUGUUGUGUUAUCUGGACUGUAUCUUUAUGUCUUGGAGUCUGAAGCAUCGCAGAGUUACCAAAGAUGCACAAGUAUGUCUGGUCGUCAAGUUUAUGAAGUUCCUCCAACAAAUGUUGGGGGUUCUCCAUUUUCUAUUGCUGUGGCUUUUAGGGGGAUGGACACUCAGAAGGCUCUGGAAUCUUCUAAUACCUUGAUUAUUGAGUUUCAAGACGAAGAGGGGAAAGCUACUUGGCUGAGAGGACUUACACGAGCUACUUAUCGGGCUUCUGCGCCUCCAUCUAUUGAUGUACUUGAAGAAACAAAUAAUAGUGUGAAUGAACUAACUGAGCCUCAACCUACAAAUUUUAGAACAGCUGAUCUUGUUAUUAAUGGGACAUUGGUGGAAACAAAGUUACUAAUAUAUGGAAAGGUGGGAGAUGAAGUUAUUGAACCAGUUGAAGAGAAGCUAAUUCUUGAGAUAAUUGCUGGUGGGAUGAAGGUACACCUUAUUUAUUGGGGUGAGGACCUUACUGUCAAGACAAAACUACAUUCCCUUCAAAUUCAAGAUGAGCUUCAAGCUUGUUUAUCUAUGUCUACACAGUAUCUAGCCCGUUCUGUGCUGAAAGACAAUGCCAUAGUUGCUUUUCCAAGUGUAUAUACUAAUGAGAAAGAGUUGCCUAUGGAGUUUUUGGAGGAGGAUGAUGUUUUCAAGGAUGCUUUGCCAGAUUUCACAUUCAUCCCUGAUCCUGUGUUUAGUCCUAGAACAAAGCUGGAUACUUUGGAUGUUUGUUACUCCUGUGAUGAGGGUGAUUACAUUGAAGCUUUAAUACAGGAUAAUACAAAGGGAAAAGGAGUUAUAGGUGAGACAUUCUAUGAGGCAGAAGGAAAUGGUACAUCUGAUUUUGUGGUGUUUACCUUUUCAACAAUAGAUCCUUGUUCUCCUGUUUAUGAUGGUAUUGAUACACAGAUGAGCAUUCGCAUGUCCAAACUAGAAUUCUUCUGCAACAGGCCUACUCUAGUUGCUUUAAUUGGCUUUGGUUUGGACCUGAGCUCAGCCGGUUCUACUGUAAGCUGCUCAAAAGAAAACGAUAUCCCAAAUGUUGAAGCUUCUCAUCACAGAGAAAAAUCAGAAGAAUACACUCGCUCUUUUGUUAAAGGAUUGCUAGGUUAUGGUAAAGGACGUGUAGUAUUUUAUUUGAAUAUGGAUGUUGACAGUGUGUGCGUGUUUCUCAAUAAGGAGGGUGGUUCUCAGCUUGCAAUGUUUGUGCAAGAAAGUUUCCUGUUGGAUCUGAAGGUUCAUCCGAGUUCUCUUUCUAUGGAGGGCACACUGGGAAAUUUCAGACUGUGUGACAUGUCACUUGGAGCAGAUCAUUGGUGGGGUUGGCUUUGUGAUAUACGCAAUCAAGGAGUUGAAUCCCUUAUCAAGUUUACAUUUAAUUCCUAUAGUGCUGAAGAUGAUGAUUAUGAGGGAUAUGAUUAUAGCUUGCGUGGUCGGCUUUCUGCAGUACGCAUUGUUUUCCUCUAUAGGUUUGUUCAGGAGAUUACUUCAUACUUCAUGGAACUUGCCACUCCACAUUCUGAAGAAGCAAUUAAGCUUGUUGAUAAAGUUGGGGACUUUGAGUGGCUGAUUCACAAGUAUGAGAUAGAUGGAGCCUCCGCAAUAAAGUUGGAUCUUUCACUGGAUACCCCAAUAAUUAUCAUACCACGGGAUUCAAUGAGCAAAGAUUUCUUGCAACUUGAUUUGGGCCAGCUACAAGUGAGAAAUGAAUUUAGAUGGUAUGGCUGCCCAGACAAUGAUGAUUCAGCCGUUCAUCUUGAUGUUCUUCAUGCUGAGAUACUCGGAAUCAACAUGGCUGUCGGAGUCAAUGGUCUUAUAGGGAAACCGAUGAUACAAGAGGGACAAGGGCUUCAUGUCUAUGUAUGCCGCAGUUUGAGGGAUGUUUUUAGGAACGUUCCAACAUUUUCUAUUGAAGUUAAGGUUGGGUCAUUGCAUGGUGUGAUUUAUGAUAAGGAGUAUAAUGUUAUUCUCGAUUGUGCAUACACAAACAUAUAUGAAGAGCCAAAGCUUCCUCCCAGUUUCCGCAGCAAUGUAUCUGAUUCAAAUGAUACAAUACGCAUGCUAGCUGACAAGGUCAAUAUUAAUAGUCAGAUCUUUCUGUCACGCACUGUUACUAUAGUGGCGGUUGAAGUCAACUCUGCAUUACUAGAGCUGUGUAAUGGCAUUGAUGAGGAAUCACCUUUAGCCCACAUUGCUCUAGAAGGUCUCUGGGUAUCAUACCGUAUGACUUCAUUGUCUGAAGCAGAUCUUUAUAUAACUAUUCCCAUAUUUUCCAUUGUGGAUAUCCGUUCUGAUACAAGACCUGAAAUGCGCCUGAUGCUUGGAUCUUCCUAUGAUGUAUCCAGACAAUGUCCUACAGCACAUCUUCCUAUUUCUGUUGGUAAAAGUAAUUCUAUGAGGAUGAACUCUAAAACUGCUUCUGACACGGAUUUGCCAAAUUCAACUAUGCUGUUGAUGGACUAUAGACUACGGUCUUCCUCACGGUCAUUUGUGGUUCGUGUGCAGCAGCCUCGUGUACUUGUUGUUCUGGAUUUUCUUCUUGCUGUAGGUGUGUUUUUUGUGCCUGCUUUGGGAGCAAUAACAGGCAGAGAGGAGAUGCUGGAUCCUAAGAAUGAUCCCAUAACUAGAAAGAACAGUAUAAUACUCUCAUCACCUACAUACAAGCAGAGGGAAGAUGUGGUCCAUCUGUCACCAAAUAGGAAGUUAAUAGCUGAUGCUCGAGUGGUGGAUGAAUACAUCUAUGAUGGCUGUGGAGGGACAAUCUGUUUGAGUGAAGAAACUGAUAUUAAAGAAACAUCGUCUUCCAGAUUUCAGCCGAUUAUUAUAGUUGGACGUGGUAAGAAGCUGCGGUUCAUGAAUGUAAAAAUAGAGAAUGCUGCCCUUUUGAGGAAAUAUGCAUACUUGAGCAAUGGCAGCAGCUACUCAGUCUCUGUGGAAGAUGGUGUUGACCUCCUUUUCCUUAACAAUUUCUCCUCUGAUAGUGAGAAAAAUAGUAUGGACCAUUUGCAUGGAUUAAUGGAUUCAUCUUCAGCUUCUAUUGCACUUAAUGAUUGUGAUUUGAGUCAGAUGCAAAGUAUUACUUUCGAAGCCCAGGUUGUCUCUCCUGAGUUCACCUUCUAUGAUAGUACAAAGUCAUCCCUUGAUGAUUCCUUGCAUGGUGAAAAGCUUCUACGGGCCAAAAUGGAUCUGAACUUCAUGUAUGCUUCAAAAGAAAGUGAUACUUGGAUACGGGCCCUAGUUAAAGAUCUCACAAUUGAGGCUGGUUCAGGUCUCAUCAUUCUUGAACCAGUGGAAGUUUCUGCGGGAUAUACUUCUGUAAAAGAGAAGACAAAUAUAUCUGUGCUAUUGACAGAUGUAUGCAUCCACCUUUCAUUGAGUGUAAUUUCCCUAGUCCUUAACAUACAAAAUCAGGCAGCUGCAGCACUACAGUUUGGAAAUGCAGAUCCACUGGCUUCUUGCACCAAUUUUGAUCGACUUUGGAUGUCCCCAAAAGGAAAUGGGCCUGGUUACAACCUUUCCUUUUGGAGGCCUCGAGCUCCCUCAAAUUAUGUUAUAUUUGGUGAUUGUGUGACAUCAAGGCCCAUCCCUCCUUCACAAGCAGUAAUGGCUGUUGGUAAUACUUAUGGGCGUGUACGGAAGCCUCUUGGUUUCAAAUUCAUUGGUUUGUUCUCUAAUAUUUGUGGAUUAGAAGGAGUUGAAGCCCAGGUUGAUGACAGUGGUGAUUGCUCUCUUUGGUUACCCAUUGCACCCCCAGGAUACUCAGCUUUAGGGUGUGUAGCACACAUGGGAAACAAACCACCACCAACUCACAUUGUUUAUUGCUUACGUUCUGAUCUUGUGACUUCAACAGUAUAUUCAGAGUGCAUUUUUAGUAUUCCAUCAAAUCCAAGGUUCUCGUCUGGAUUUAGUAUUUGGCACCUUGAUAAUGUUGUUGGAUCAUUUUAUGCCCAUCCUGCUGCAGUGUCCCCUUCAGACAGUGGUUGUGACCUGGCUCUUAUUCUUUUAAGAAACUCAAACUGGUUUUGCUCUUCCUCAGAAAAUUUUGCAUCAGAUGGCACUCGUAACCAAGACUAUGGAGGUUCACAUGGAAGUAAGGAGGGUGCUAGUUCCUCUGGGUGGGACAUUCUCAGAUCAAUUUCAAAAGCUAGUACUUAUAUGUCGACCCCAAAUUUUGAGAGAAUUUGGUGGGACAAGGGUGGUGACCUUCGCCAAGCAUUUUCGAUAUGGAGACCAAUACCACGUCCUGGAUAUGCUAUACUUGGUGACUGCAUCACUGAAGGCAUAGAGCCACCUCCUCUGGGAAUCAUUUUUAAGAAUGAUAAUCCCGAGAUUUCUGCAAAGCCUGUGCAAUUCACAAAAGUUGCCCAUAUAACGAGGAAAGGACUUUAUGAAGCUUUCUUUUGGUAUCCAAUUGCUCCCCCGGGCUACGCUUCUCUAGGAUGUGUUGCAUCAAGAACGGACGAACCACCGGAUAUAAGUUCUUUUUGCUGCCCACGUAUGGAUCUCGUUAACCAAACUAAUAUUCUGGAUGUUCCAAUUUCAAGAUUUUCCAGUUCAAAGGUUUCUCACUGCUGGAGCAUUUGGAAAGUUGAAAAUCAGGCCUGCACUUUUCUUGCCCGCUCUGAUCUGAAAAAACCCUCUAGCCGUUUAGCUUACAAUAUAGCUGAUUCAGUGAAACCGAAGACAAAGGAUAACAUAAGUGCCGAAAUGAAGCUGAGAUGCUUCUCCUUGACUGUGCUGGACAGCAUCUGUGGAAUGAUGACACCACUGUUUGAUACAACAAUUACAAACAUCAACCUUGCAACACAAGGUAGACUAGAGGCGCUGAAUGCUGUACUGGUAUCUUCAAUUGCUGCAUCAACAUUCAACACACAACUAGAAGCAUGGGAACCGCUAGUGGAGCCGUUUGAUGGAAUAUUCAAGUUUGAAACAUAUAACAACUUGGAUAUAUCAUCGAGAGUUGGAAAGCGAGUGCGUGUUGCUGCAACAAGUAUUGUAAAUGUCAACAUUAGUGCUGCAAAUAUUGAAACUUUUGCAGAAACUAUUGUUUCAUGGAGAAGACAGACAGAAUUUGAGCAGAAAUCUGUAAAAUUAUAUGAGGAUGCUGGUGGUCAUCUCAGACCUAGAGAAGAUUCAACUUUUUCAGCAUUGGAUGAAGAUGAUUUUCAGACCUUGGUUAUAGAGAAUCGGCUUGGAUGUGAUAUUUGUCUCAAGAAAUUUGAGGAAAAUUCUGAAAGUCUUGAGUUGCUACAUCAUGAAGACUGCACUUCUUUAUGGAUGCCACCUCCAAGAUUUUCAGAUAGGCUGAAUGUUGCAGCUGAGUCGAGGGAAGCACGCUGUUAUGUUGCUGUACAGAUAUAUGAGGCCAGGGGUCUACCUAUUGUUGAUGAUGGAAAUAGCCAUAACUUCUUCUGUGCUUUACGCCUUGUUGUUGAUAGUCUAGAAACUGAUCAGCAAAAGCUUUUCCCUCAGAGUGCAAGAACUAAAUGUGUGAAGCCUGCAAUUUCCAAGAGUAGUGACCUGGAUAUGGGCACUGCCAUGUGGAAUGAAUUAUUCUUGUUUGAAGUUCCUCAGAAGGGACUGGUUAAGUUGGAAGUUGAGGUGACAAACCUUGCAGCAAAAGCGGGGAAAGGCGAAGUUGUUGGUGCAUCUUCCAUACCUGUUGGACGUGGUGUAAAUACACUGAAGAAGGUAGCUUCAGUGAGGAUGCUGCAUCAGUCAUCUGAUGGCCAAAAUCUUGUUUCAUAUCCACUAACAAGAAAGGGCCAGCUGAGCACUGAAGAAGGAAUAAGUGGUUAUGGAUGUUUGUUUGUUUCUACUAGUUUUUUUGAAAGGAAGACGGUUGCAAACUUUAAUAGGGAUGUGGAAAGUGUGAAUGAGACUGACAGGAAUUCAGGUUUCUGGGUGGGUCUUGGCCCAGAGGGACCAUGGGAGAGCCUUCAGUCAUUGUUGCCACUGUCAGUAAUUCCCAAAAUGUUGAAAGAAGAUUUUGUUGCCUUACAAGUUGUCAUGAAGAAUGGGAAGAAGCAUGCUGUAUUCAGAGGCCUUGCAACAGUCAUAAAUGACUCAGAUGUCAAAUUGGAUCUGUCUGUCUGUCCUAUUUCUAUGCUUCAUAACCCUGCUCUUUCAGUUUCAGAAUCUAGCUGUCGGAACACUGUGGCAGAGGAGGUAUUUGAGAACCAGCGUUAUCAUUCAAUUUCUGGUUGGGGUAAUAAGUGGCCUGGUUUUCGUGGUAAUGAUUCAGGGCGCUGGAGUACAAGGGAUUUCUCAUAUUCAUCCAAGGACUUCUUUGAGCCUCCCCUCCCAGCUGAAUGGAAAUGGACAUCUACAUGGACUAUUGAUAAAUCCCAUUGUGUGGACCUUGAUGGUUGGGCGUAUGGACCUGACUAUCGGAGCAUAAAAUGGCCUCCAACUUCUCCCAAAACAUGCGCAAAAUCUGCUCAAGAUUUUUUCAGGCGAAGGCGUUGGAUACGUACGCGGCAACAAGUAAUUGAUGAAAAUGUUGACAGCUUAAAUAAAACUGUUGCUGUUUCUAGUCCAGGAGCAUCAACUGUCUUACCUUGGAGAAGUAUGGCCAAGGAUUCUGACUUAUGCUUGCAAGUUCGUCCUUUUGUUGAGCAUCCUCAGUCUCCAUACUCGUGGGGUCAUGCAGUUGCUGUAGGUUCUGGCUAUGCCUAUGCUAACGACCAAUCUUUUGUUGAUCAGGGUUCACUUUCUAGACAUAAUACCAUGAAACGAGGAAAUAUGAAUCCAAUUUUUACAUUUAGGUUGAAUCAGCUUGAGAAGAAGGAUAUUAUUUUGUAUUGUUCUCCUAGUAAUACCAGUAAAGAAUAUUUUUGGCUUAGUAUUGGCACAGAUGCCUCAGUGCUUCACACAGAACUAAAUGCACCUGUGUAUGAUUGGAAAAUUUCUAUCAAUUCUCCUCUGAAAUUGGAGAACAAGCUUCCUUGUCCUGCAGAAUUCACAGUCUGGGAGAGAACAAAAGAAGGGAAUGGUGUUGAGAAGCAACAUGGCAUUAUCUCAUCACGCAAGAGUGUACAUAUUUAUUCAGCAGAUAUCAGGAAGCCUAUUUAUCUUUCAUUGUUUGUUCAAGGAGGUUGGGUUUUGGAAAAGGACCCUAUUCUGAUUUUGGACCUGUCAUCACUUCUCCAUGUUUCAUCCUUUUGGAUGGUUCAUCAACAAAGUAACAGGAGGCUGCGUGUGAGCAUUGAACGCGACAUGGGAGGAACUAGUGCUGCUCCGAAGACAAUUAGAUUUUUUGUUCCAUAUUGGAUAAGUAAUGAUUCAUCACUGCCAUUGGCAUAUCAGGUGGUGGAGGUUGAGACCACGAACAACUCAGACACUGAUUCACUUUCACUCUCAAGAGCAGUUAAAUCUGCUAAGAUGGCCUUGAAAAAUCCUGUAAAUCCAAAUGAUUAUAGAAAUCCUGCCACACACAGAAACAUUCAAGUAUUAGAAGUAAUUGAGGACACAAGUCCAACUCCUGUCAUGCUAUCUCCACAAGACUAUAUAAGCCGUGGUGGGGCUUUUCCUUUUCAGUCCCGAAAUGAUGCUUAUCUAUCACCACGUGUGGGAAUUGCUGUUGCUAUUUUCCGCUCUGAACAUUACACUCCUGGAAUUUCUCUGCUUGAGCUGGAAAACAAGGAACGGAUUGAUGUUAAGGCCUUUGCAUCAGAUGGAUCAUAUUACAAGCUUUCAGCCCUGCUAAACAUGACAUCUAACAGGACAAAGGUUGUCCAUUUCCAACCACAGACUGUAUUUAUCAAUAGGAUUGGUCGCAAUCUUGUACUGCAGCAAUGCGGUACUCAAUCAGUGGAACUGAUCCAUCCUAAUGAUCCUCCAAAACAAUUUCAAUGGCAAUCCGUGGCAAAAGUUGAACUGUUGAAGGUGUGUGUGGAAGGAUACAAAUGGAGUACGCCAUUUAGCAUUGGAAGUGAGGGUGUGAUGUGUGUCUCUAUGAAGAAUGAUAGCGGAAGUGACUAUAUGUAUGUCAGAGUUGAAGUACGAAGUGGAACAAAGCAUUCACACUAUGAAGUUGUUUUUCGCCCUUCAUUGUUGUCAAGCCCUUACAGGAUUGAAAAUCGGUCAAUGUUUUUACCUAUACGUUUUCGACAAGUAGAUGGUACCAGUGAUUCUUGGUGGUGUCUUCUUCCUAAUUCAGCAGCUUCCUUUUUAUGGGAAGAUCUUGGUAGGCAACGGUUAUUGGAAAUCAUGGUGGAUGGAGCUGACCCAUCAAAAUCAGAGAAGUAUAAUAUUGAUGAGGUUGCUGACCACCAACCAAUCAAUGUAUCUAAUGGACCUAUUAGCGCUUUGCAUAUUACUGUUCUAAAAGAAGAGAAGAUGAAUGUUGUUAAAAUUAGUGACUGGAUGCCAGAAAAUGGACUGCCUGCAGUUAUGCCCACAAGAUCCUCAUCAUAUUUGUCUCAUAUGUCUGAAUUCCAAUAUCAACAAUCUCAUUCUGUGGCAGAUUGUGAAUUUCACGCCAUUGUUGAGUUUGCAGAGUUGGGGUUAUCCAUUGUUGACCAUACUCCUGAGGAGAUACUCUAUCUUUCAGUGCAGAAUCUUCUUCUGUCACAUUCCACUGGCUUGGGAUCUGGAAUAAGUAGGUUCAAGUUAAGGAUGCAUGCAAUCCAAGUGGAUAACCAGUUGCCAUUGACACCAAUGCCCGUUAUCUUAAGGCCUCAGAAAGUUGGAGAACAAACUGAUUAUAUCUUGAAACUGUCUUUGACAGCACAAUCAAAUGGGUCACUAGAUUUAUGUAUAUACCCAUAUAUUGGUUUCCAUGGUCCUGUAAAUACUGCAUUUUUGAUAAACAUCCAUGAACCAAUUAUAUGGCGCCUUCAUGAAAUGAUCCAGCAAGUAAAUCUCAGUAGAUUUUCUGACACUCAAACAACUGCCGUCUCAGUUGAUCCAAUUAUACAAAUUGGGGUGCUUAGCAUCUCUGGAGUUCGAUUCAAAUUGUCAAUGGCUAUGUCACCAACUCAACGGCCUAGGGGUGUACUCGGAUUUUGGUUGUCCCUGAUGACUGCAUUGGGGAAUACAGAGAAUAUGCCAGUCAGGAUCAAUCAAAGAUUUUAUGAAGAUGUGUCGAUGCGGCAGAGUACUCUUAUUAGUACUGCUAUUUCAAACAUCCAGAAGGAUCUUCUCAGUCAGCCUCUUCAACUGCUCUCGGGAGUUGAUAUACUAGGAAAUGCAAGCAGUGCACUUGGACAUAUGAGCAAAGGUGUUGCUGCUUUAUCAAUGGAUAAAAAGUUCAUCCAAAGCCGACAGAGACAGGAAAGCAAAAGCGUGGAGGACAUUGGCGAUGUUAUCAGAGGGGGAGGGGGAGCCCUAGCGAAAGGACUGUUCAGAGGGGUCACUGGAAUUUUGACAAAACCUCUUGAAGGUGCAAAAUCUUCUGGUGUAGAGGGUUUUGUUCAGGGUGUAGGUAAAGGAAUAAUUGGGGUAGCUGCACAGCCUAUGAGUGGGGUCCUGGAUCUCCUGUCAAAAACAACUGAAGGUGCAAAUGCUAUGAGAAUGAAGAUAGCAGCUGCUAUAACUUCGGAGGAACAGCUACUUCGCAGGAGGCUUCCCCGAGUAAUUAGUGGGGAUAAUUUGCUCCGACCCUAUGAUGAGUACAGAGCACAGGGUCAGGUCAUAUUGCAAUUGGCGGAGUCUGGUGCAUUUUUUGGCCAGGUUGAUCUCUUUAAAGUCCGGGGAAAGUUUGCUCUGUCUGAUGCCUAUGAAGACCACUUCUUACUUCCAAAAGGAAAGAUACUUGUGGUCACCCAUCGAAGAGUCUUAUUAUUACAACAACCAUCUAACAUAAUGGCACAGAGGAAGUUCAGUCCAGCAAGAGAUCCAUGCUCAGUGUUGUGGGAUGUCUUAUGGGAUGACCUCAUGACAGUUGAAAUGACACAUGGAAAGAAAGACCAUUCAAGCUCGCCACCUUCACGACUUAUUCUCUACUUGCAGACAAGAUCGAUGGAGUUGAAGGAUCACACUCGUGUUAUAAAAUGCAGCCGUGAAACUCAGCAAGCUCUUGAAAUUUAUUCUUCAAUAGAGCAAGCAAUGAACACUUAUGGACCAAACCACUCAAAGGGAAUAAAGAAGAACAAAGUGCCAAAACCUUAUUCGCCAAUUACCCGUGGAACUUCUGAAGUACUCCCAUCAGAAGGAGCAUAUCUUUGGAGUAGUCCCCAACAAGUCACCACGUUGGUUUCCCUGAGCUCAACUUUCGGCAGCAAUGCAACUUGAUUAAACAAAUCACAAGGUCCAGAAUUUCAGUGCCUCUGGUAGCAGUGAUUUUUCUAUCAAAACCAUUCUACUCUUAGAGAUAUCCAGGAGAUGAUCAGCAGACUUAUACAUGCAACUUGAAAGGAGAUUGGAUCAAAUACAAUGUUUGCUGCUGUCAGACAUGACAAAAGACGAGGCGAUUUUCUGAAUGAAGCUUUGUAGAACUGUCUGGAUAUCAUAAAGUCUGCUGAGGAUAACAACACAAGAAAGUAUGUGUAUAUAGUAUAUCCACCCUCAUCCUUGUACAUCCAAGGCUCCCAGUGUAAAUACCUCUUCAUGGGGUUGUGAAUGGAACAGAUGAUGUAUACUGCUGUUCCUUGUAUAUGUCAAUAUUAUUAAUGGUAAUCAUUUAAUUUUAGAUUC